CGUCACGGUGCGGAAAAACUCCAACACUAUUGAACAAUAUAGUGGAAAUUCGUAUCAGGUGAAUAAAGAAUCAAGGGGAGUGCUGUUUGUAAGAAUCUGCUUGUGUCUUAAUAGAAACGGAAAAGACUUUCCAAGAUGAGCACCCGAAAUCAUCGGCGUAAACCAGAAGAGACGCAGAGAACAAAACUUUUUACAGAGAAUUUUGAUUGCAGGAUUUGCCAACUUAAUUUUACAAGUGAAGGUUAUAAGAAGAUACAUAUUGAAAAAUGUAGAAAGGUUGGAACAUUACAUGGAGGUAUUCAUAUAGAAUAUCCACAGAAGAGGGUUGUGUGUCUGGAAGAUUAUUUUUAUGACAAGGAACGUACUCUUCCACUUAUCGGCUUAGACUAUAUUUAUAGGACUGAGUUCAAUACCAAAAUAAAACCUACAUAUACAUGCAAGCUUUGUUGUGUUAACUCCGAACUCCAUUCGAUCAUGCAGCAUCUUACUGGGCUUAAGCACUUGAAAACGUAUUUAACCACAAAUAGACCACACUUGUUAAACGGCUUAAAUUCCUUUCAAUACAACUUCGACAAGAUAAGCUUUCUGAGACAAAGGGGAAAUCUUUUGGAAAAACAAGAGGGAGAGAAAUACAUUAAGAUUCGAUGUUUGUCAGAAGCUGACCAAAGUAGUCGCGCAGCAGAGGCUCCACACAUACGAUCGAGAGUGGUAAUGGUUAACUCUUCUGCAUUUCCACCUACACAAAUACCAGGUACUAACUCAAGAAAAGUCCUUGAAGAAGUACCUUUACGUCCUUCGGUUCCUGAAGAAGUACCUUUACAUCCUUCGGAUAUGAAAUUAAAAAAAUUAAAGACUUCAAAUUUCUUGGAUAAGAAUUUAAAACAACCAGAAACUUCAAGUUUCCUGGAUAAUAAAUUACAACAACCAGAGACUUCAAGUUUCUUGGAUAAGAAAUUAAAGCAACUAAAGACUUCAAAUUUCUUGAAAUAUUUUAAAAUAACUUCACCAUCGGAGGCUUCUAUUCUCCUGAACCUGUCCGAGAGCUUGAGUGACACUUUAAAGCAGUAUCAUCAACAGCAUCUACUGGAAGAUAUGAACAUUUCAAAACGGCAAAGGAAAAGGCAAAGGAAAAGAGAUCGUGACCAGAUGCUCUCAGAUUUUGAACCACAAGUAAAGAAGCUACGAAAAGAGGAUGACAUUGAUACAUUUGAUCAGUCUCCAUCUACGUCUUCACAUGCAAGAGAUUUUUUAAGAAAUGAACCAUACAAAGCCAGGUAUUCCACUUACCAAGAUAAAACAAAAGAUAAUGUCCAGUACAGCAGAGAGGAAUACAGAUCAACUAGGAAUGACAAAGAGUAUUCAUCAUCCCAGUCUGACAGGAGGUAUCGCAGAUCACCCAGCUAUGACAGAAAAGGUCGCAGAUCACCGAGCUACGACAGAAAGGGUUGCAGAUCAUCCAGCUAUGACAGAAAGGGUCGCAGAUCAUCCAGCUAUGACAGAAAGGGUCACAGAUCAUCCAGCUAUGACAGAAAGGGUCGCAGAUCAUCCAGCUAUGACAGAAAGGGUCGCAGAUCAUCCAGCUAUGACAGAAAGGGUCGCAGAUCAUCCAGCUAUGACACAAAGGGUCGCAGAUCAUCCAGCUAUGACACAAAGGGUCGCAGACCAUCCAGCUAUGACACAAAGGGUCGCAGAUCACCCAGCUAUGACACAAAGGGUAGCAGAUCUACCGGCUAUGACAGAAAGAAUAACAAAUCGUCCAGCUAUGAUAAGCAGAGUGGCCGCUCAUCUAGCAGCACAUCUAGCAGCACAUCUAGCAGCACAUCCAGCAGCUCAUCCAGCAGCUCAUCCAGCAGCUCAUCCAGCAGUAAGGAUUCUAAAUCAACCAGCUACAGCGAACAUUCUAAAUCAUCCAGUGACAGCAGAGCAAAUUACAAAUCAACAAAUUCUGUGUUGCCUUCACAACCUCAGUUUUCACAAUCUCCCUCUUCAAUCAGUACACAAGGAAAUCCUUCUCGAUCUCUUACACCAGAUAUCAUUCAUCUUCUAAAAGGGAAGACUGCGGAACAAGUAACUGAAACACUGCAAAUCUUGGCAUUUAUAUUUCCGUCUCUUCAGGGUGUGGAUCAUGCAGAAAUCACAGAAAUUCUUUUUCAGACUGGCAUAUUAGAUUAAGUCUCUAAAGCAGCAAACAUAUAUAAUUUAUUUUACAAAGCAACUUGUGGACUGGUUCUGAACUUUAUGCAUUUUUAUAAUAAUGUAAAGUUAUCAUUAAUGGUUUUGGAAGUAUUUCUUCAAAGGUCUCUGCUGAUUGUUUUCAAAGUUAUGACAACUAAAGUAAUGUAAGCAAUAAACUAAAUAAAAAUUGCUCCGUGUGAAGUUGCUUUACUUGAAUUCAUGCUGGUCAGAAAUAAAAAUGAAUAUUAGUACUUUAAAUUGUAAUGCUUAAACAAUACUGUGUGUGUUAAUUUUUUUUUAAUUUGUCAUUCUGUUUUGUUUUUAGGUUCAAUUAAAAAUGUGUAUGUUUGGUUUUGUUAAAAAAAAGAAAAGCCAUUAUGAAUUGCAUGGAUAAUAAUUUUGUUUAAUGAUCCCUCUGUUGUGAAAUUAGACUGUUCUGUCGUAUUGCACUCUGUUAAAUCUAGGGUGUCAAAUAUUGUGUAUAUAGUUCCAUACUUUAUUAUAAAUAAUUGCUGAACUUAACACAUUUUGAGAAAUAAAAAAAAAAGAUUAA
Messenger RNA from Bombina bombina (fire-bellied toad), 2728 nucleotides. Its product is annotated as NKAP family protein CG6066. Lineage: Eukaryota; Metazoa; Chordata; Amphibia; Anura; Bombinatoridae. The coding region runs from base 136 to 2172 and encodes 678 amino acids. The transcript has 21 exons. The record is from RefSeq and is a predicted model, not a curated record.